Molecule: messenger RNA, 1609 nt
Organism: Brienomyrus brachyistius
Lineage: Eukaryota; Metazoa; Chordata; Actinopteri; Osteoglossiformes; Mormyridae
Product: interphotoreceptor matrix proteoglycan 1-like
Exons: 8
Coding region: 628-1491 (287 amino acids)
Biological process (GO): visual perception
Source: RefSeq, a predicted model, not a curated record
UAGUGUUAGAUGAACACCCCCACAGCAGUGCAGAUGGUGGAAGCAGAGAAGCUGUGGCUCAACCGUGGACCUCGUGCAGAAAUAAAAGCCGUCACCUUGUAGGGGGAUCGAGGUUUUCGGAGAGCUGGUGUUGGGCGCUGUGAAUUGGUGGUCGCUCUGGGUGAUCUACGAGGAGGGAGCGAUCGUGGAAGGGGUGACCGAAAGUGUCGGAAUGUGUGGGCCUGGACUCCUUUGAGUGACAGAUGCUUCUCCAGAAGGUCAUUAACAAGAUGAAGAUGCAGGAUUAUGUCUGAGCUGAAGAUAAAUAGAUUACUCCCAAAACAGAAUGUGAUUUUGUUGUUUUUUCCUCUAUCCACUUGGCUGCUUUUGUGACACUGGGCCCAUCCCUCUUUCUCCCUCUCUCUCUUUCUCUCUCUCUCUCUCUUUCUUUCUCUCUCACCCAAAGUUCUCUGGGAUCAUCACUGUCUAGAAUUCCCACCAUCUCCGUUCUCUUCUCCUGACCUACCAUCCAACAUCAAUGUCCACCCCUCUAUACAUUUACUUGAAAGGAGCCCAGAAAUAUCACCAAUCCAAAGGACUUUUUCCCUUCCCGUGGAUGCAAGAUGAAAUGAAUCGCGAAAAUCCAUCAUGCUUUUGAAAAAUACAAUUUUCUUUACACUUUUUUUACUUGUGGUCCAAGCAUCUACAAUCAAAGAUCUAAAUGACCACAAUGCCCCAUUGUCCAGAGACAGCCGGAAACAAACAGAAGAACAGCCAGAGAUGACCAAACAAUUCAAUGUCAAAAGAAUGUUUGAUCUGGGAAGACGGAGAACAAAGAGGUCUAUCAUCUACCAAACAGGGGUUAAAGUCUGUCCUCAAGAAAGCAUCAAAGACGCCCUUGCCAGUCACCAGGCUUAUUACAAGCUGAGAGUUUGCCAGACGGCAGUGUGGGAGGCCUUCCGCAUUUUCCUGGACCGAGUCCCCAGCACCAGCGAGUAUGACAGCUGGGUCUCCACCUGUCAGCAGGAAUCCCUCUGCAUGAGCGACCUGCUCCAAAGCUUCAGCAGCUCUCGGGAGCACCUGGAGAUGCUGUACAAGACGGUGAAUGUGCAAGACAAGAUUGACCGAGAAAGGUCAAAACAGCAUGAUCCAGAAAGGGAGCGCGAGAAAGUCCACGAAAUUCCGUCUGCCAAUCCCUGUGAAAUACUCCUCCCCAGCCACGCGUCCCAAGAGAAGGUUAUGGGCCAUAAAGAGGCAGGAGCUGAGUUCUCCAGACCAUCACCAGAGGAGCCCGAGUACCAGGUGCUGGAGUUCAGCAUCACCAUUGCGGAUCCGACCGUAAGUGAACUGGUGAAUGAAACCAACGGCGCCCGGUAUAAGGAACUGACCCUCAACCUACGAAACCAGAGGGUUGUAUUUCUCCUGGAGCCUGAUGCAGGAAUCACAUGGCUUGGCCCAGGGACACCCUACAGCACACAAACCCUGACAUCCUGGGGACUCCAAUUAAUCUAAAUGCAUGUCUUUGGGCUGUGAUGUGAAAGCAUAGAGUGCCAAGGACAACCUGUGCAGACACAAGUAUUAGAGACUCCAACCCUGGAGAAGCUACACACUGAGACACAGUGCUACCUCA